GGCGGGUACCUGGCGCACAGCCUGGCCAUCCUGACGGACGCAGCCCACCUCCUGACGGACUUCGCCAGCAUCAUGAUCAGCCUUUUUGCACUCUGGGUGUCCUCACGCCCCCCCACCAAAACCAUGAACUUCGGCUGGCACCGGGCAGAGAUCCUGGGGGCCCUGCUCUCCGUGCUCUCCAUCUGGGUGGUGACGGGUGUCCUGGUCUACCUGGCGGCUCAGCGCCUGCUCUCGGACGACUACGACAUCGAGGGUGGCGUCAUGCUCAUCACCUCUGCCUGCGCCGUGGCCGUCAACAUUGUGAUGGGGGUGGCUCUGCACCAGACGGGGCACGGACACAGCCAUGGGGCGGCUGGUGAGCAGCCCAACGCCAGCGUCCGCGCUGCCUUUGUCCACGUCGUGGGGGAUCUGCUGCAGAGCGUAGGCGUCCUCAUCGCAUCCUACAUCAUCUUCUUUAAGCCCCAGUACAAGUACGUGGAUCCCAUCUGCACCUUCCUCUUCUCCGCGCUGGUUCUGGGGACGACGCUGUCGAUCCUCCGCGACGUCCUCCUCGUCCUCAUGGAGGGCACCCCAAAAGGGAUGGAUUUCAACGCCGUAC
Leptosomus discolor (cuckoo roller) is the source of this 598-nucleotide messenger RNA. NCBI's taxonomy places the organism in Eukaryota, Metazoa, Chordata, Aves, Leptosomiformes, Leptosomidae. The record is from RefSeq and is a predicted model, not a curated record.